Molecule: messenger RNA, 6447 nt
Organism: Lytechinus variegatus (green sea urchin)
Lineage: Eukaryota; Metazoa; Echinodermata; Echinoidea; Temnopleuroida; Toxopneustidae
Product: sal-like protein 3
Exons: 3
Coding region: 1-4530 (1509 amino acids)
Biological process (GO): regulation of transcription by RNA polymerase II
Cellular component (GO): nucleus
Molecular function (GO): RNA polymerase II cis-regulatory region sequence-specific DNA binding; DNA-binding transcription factor activity, RNA polymerase II-specific
Source: RefSeq, a predicted model, not a curated record
AUGAAAGUAAUCGUCAUUAGGCAUAUGCACUUUGAUGGUGACGAUGAUGCUGGUGGUGCAGACGAUGACGAUGAUGGUGAUACUGAUUAUGAUGAUGAUGACGACGGCUAUGACGAUUUUGAUGAUGAUGAAGAUAAUGAUACCGACACUGAUGAUGGCGUUGAUAUUGAUGACGACGAUACCGAUGACGAGAAUGGUUUUGACACUGUCCAUAGUGAUAUUUUACUUGGAUUGCUUUCAGCUUGUGUUGUACACUUAAGAUAUUUGUCAAGUUCUCUUCAUCUUUCUACUGACGUGAAUUUUACAUUUCACUUGCCUUUCAUACAUCAUAUCACUUGUUCAUCUGAAGGCAUCAACCAGCCUCUAGAUGCCAUGAACUCAGACGAACAUGAUGAAGUUAUCGGAGAUGUCCAUGUCUGUGGCAACUGCCGUGGGGAGUUUGUUGUCUUUGCUGACUUUGUAAAACAUAAGCAGAACUGCAUCAAGAAGCAGGUCGUGAUGAUCUACAAUGAGGGACAGGAGCAGAUGGAAGAUUCUAGCAGGAUGUCUGAGAAAGACCAGGACACUGCCUCUGAUCGUUCAAUGACCCCUGAUAGCAGGAAAUCCGUUGAACCAAACUAUGUCUCUGAAGGAAAAGCUCAACAGCAGGAUGAACAACCUGGCAGGUCUUCAGAUCAAAGCCCAAACCCAAGUCUCCCACCUUCAAAUGUUUCCUUGGAUAACCUUGAAAACACUCCAUAUGCUGUGGCACAGUUUCCUCGAGAAUCUGCUAUGGUUCCUGGGCACCCUGAUGUAGUGAUGAUACGAGAACAGCUGUAUGCCCUUCAACAGCAGCAUCUUCACCAACUUCAUAUGAUCCAGAGCAUCCAGCACCAGAUCAACCACUUAACUGCCCAGCAACAAAGGCAGCAGAUUCAGCACCAACAACUUCAGCAGCUUCAGCAACAAAAUCAACCGAAACAAGAACCAAAAGAUUCCUCAGGGAGUCAGGAAUCGCCAGAACUUGAUGAAAAGCCUUUAGAAAGCAAAACUGAACCAGCCCCCAGUUCUGACACAAACACUGCUACCACAUCUAGCAUUCCAUCCACACCCAUUGUACCAAUCCCUACCAUACCUGGUAUGAUUCAUCCACCACAUAUAUUGUCUCCUGCAGGAGCUGCAGCAGCAUCAGCUGUGCAACAAUCUGCUAUAGAGGCCAUGCAUGCUCAAGGAAGGUUGCUGCCACCUCUACCACCACCAUUCCAUCUGCCUAGCCAGAAGUCACCUUUUGAGAUGCUUCAACAGCAUGCCAACCGACAUAUGCCGCUCAACCCUCUUGGAAUUCCGCCACCGCUCCCUUAUCAUGAGAGUUUGCUUUCUGGUAACCAAAAAGCAAAGCCCCCCAAUGUCUCAGUUUUUGACCCCAAAUUCAGUGCUGAUGAUCCCUUCUUCCGUCACAAAUGCAGAUUCUGUCACAAAGUAUUUGGAAGUGACAGUGCCCUCCAGAUCCACAUUCGCUCCCACACCGGUGAACGACCAUACAAGUGCAACAUCUGUGGGAACCGAUUUUCUACCAAGGGUAACCUGAAGGUACAUUUCCAGCGCCACCAGUCUAGGUACCCCCACAUCCAUAUGGAUGUCAGACACCAUCCACCAACACCACCUCUUAUGGACCAGCCUCUCCAACCACCUUCAAUCCACCAGAUUCCCAUUUCCACCAUUCCAAAUGACCAAGCCAGAGCUAUGUAUGAAGAAGACAUGUUACCUCAUCAACCAUCCAAGAGCACUUCCCCCAGAGAAUCUGAAGGAAGUAUGGCAGACAGCUCUCGGCAUUAUCAGGAGGAAGAGAUGAAGCAGUACAACAGCGCUGACAGGAAUGGUGAUGAUGAUCAUGACAGUCCAUCAACAAGUCAGUCUGGAAGUUUAUCCCCAAAUGAAAGGAGGCAAACCACAUCCACCUCUCCUUCCAUUGCCCUGUCCUCCAAUGUCUUCCCUGUCAUGUCUGCAGGUGGUAUUCCGAUGUCUUCUGGAUAUCCCCUACCAUAUACUGGUUUUCCGAGAAUGGCAUUUGGCCAGAAUGGUAUUAUGCCAUUUGAGUCUUCCAAAAGUGCUGCAGACGUAGACCCAGUCAAACCUGAAACACCUCCAUCAUUGGCUAACCUUGCCGAGGCUGGUAUGCGGGCAUCUGAAACAUCCAAACUCCAGCAAUUAGUGGAGAACAUCGAGCAGAAAAUAACUGACCCAAACCAAUGUGUCAUCUGUCACCGGGUUCUGAGUUGCAAGAGCUCUCUCCAGCUUCACUAUCGCACACAUACUGGUGAACGCCCCUUCAAAUGUAAAAUCUGUGGUCGUUCAUUUACUACCAAAGGGAACCUCAAGACGCAUUAUGCUGUCCAUAGAAGUAAAGGACCAAUCAGAAUUCUCCAUGACUGUCCCAUCUGUGAGAAGCGCUUCAGCAACCCACUCGUGCUACAACAGCAUUUGCGCCUUCAUGCAGCAGAAGGGAUGACAAUACCUCCACAUCUGGAUCAUCCAAGAUCUGAAGAAAUGCACAUGAAGGACGAUGAAGAUGAUUUAGAAAAGACAGUUGGUGAAGACAACCACAUGGAUGUGGAUGAGCGUAAUGACCUUCCAACACCUGAGGAAGGAGAACUCCCUGAUGAUACAUUUCCUGAAGGUGACAAGCCUGAAGAUGGUACCCUCCCAUCAGAUGUCAAUUCGCCACCAGCAGAAAACCAUGCAUCUGAAAGUCGGGCAUCUGAUGACGAAAAAGAGACAGGUCAGCUCCAAAGCAGACCGUUCAUGCCAAGUAUCCUUGGAUUGCAGCCUGUUAGUUCCAUGGCAAAUGGAGAUUCCUCUACUGCUCCAAGCCCUGGACACAGUGUCGAUACAAAAUCAAUGAUGUCUGAAGAUGAAAAUCGAAAUAUCAAUAUGGCCAUGUAUAACCAUGAUGGACCUGAAUCUAUCUCAUCUAGCAUGGCUGAUGAAGAAUAUGAUGGGAACUAUAAAAAUGAGGAGAACGAUACUGAUAUGAGCGGAGCACUUGAUUUAAGACCAAAGGGAACUCCUCAGGAAAACAUUCCUCCACAUUCUAGAGAUACUGGUGAUAUGCCAGGCUACUACCAACAUGAUGGUCAUUAUCUUGAAGAUGUAAAGCCAAAUAUGACAUCUGCUGGCUUGCUGAUGAGUGUCCCUAGCAUGCAACUUGGAAGCAGAAGGCCUAUGAGACCAAACACAACCUGCCACUACUGCGGAAAGGUGUUUGCAUGCACCAGUGCCCUGAAUAUCCACUAUCGCAGCCACACCAAGGAGCGUCCAUUCCGCUGUGAUGUCUGCAGCAAGGGGUUCUCAACCAAAGGUAACCUCAAGCAGCAUAUGCUUACACACAAAAUCAGAGAUAUGCCCAUGCCAAGAUAUGAUUCACCAAUUAAUAUCCCUGGAAACUCCAAUGCCAAAUCUCCAGUCAUGCCAAAACCAAUUAGCCAGGAACUCCCUCUACAGCAGACAACCACUACCAACUCCCAAACCCCACCCCUGAAGCGCAGCUUGAGUGUCUCUCCAGAAGAAGCCAACAAGCGCAGUCAAUUCAAGCACUCCUGCUCUGUCUGUGGGAAACAGUUCCAGACCAACAGUGCCCUGGAGAUUCAUAUGCGCACGCAUACAGGAGAGAAACCAUUCCGUUGCCACAUCUGCAGCCGAGCCUUCACCACCAAAGGCAACCUGAAGGUUCAUCUUGGCACCCAUAUGUGGAAUGGAGGCGGACGACGGGGACGGCGCAUCGCUGUUGAACCUCCAUUCAUUGUCAGCCCCAAAGAAGGAGAGAUCUUCCGUGGGGAUCUCUUCGGCAUGCACCCAGGUUUUGCAGAGGGUGCUUUUUACCACUACCCUCCUCCUCAUCUUCUGAAUGGCUUUGCCGCAGCAGCUGCAAACUCAAAGGCCAAUGAGAUCUCGGUCAUUCAGCAGCCCACUAGCCUCCAUCUUCAAGAUUCUGGGUCAGUCAUCAUGAGGAACAGCUUGGCUCCAUCUGUAGAGAGCAGGGAGGCAACAUACAGCCGAGAAGCAGAGCGCCACCGUGAAAUGGUCCUGAGCAGAGAUGAGGCACUCAACCAUGAGAUUGCUCUUAACAGAGAAGAAGCUCUCGCCCGUGAAAUUGCAAUGAACCGAGAGGAGGCAUUUUCUCGCGAGCUGGCCCAUAGCAGGGAAGAGGCACUAUCUCGCGAGAGGGCCCAUAGCAGAGAAGAAGCUCGCGAGUUGGCCCAUACAAGGGAAGAGGUGCUCUCUCGUGACAGGGAAGAAGCUCUCUCUCGUGAGAUGGCCCUUAGCAGGGAAGAAGCUCUCUCUCGUGAGAUGGCCAUCAGCAGGGAAGAGGCUCUUUCGCGUGAAAUGACAAUUAAAAGAGAAGAGGCUCUCAACCGUGAAAUCGCUCUGAAUAGAGAAGAAGCCUUCUCCAGGGAGAUGGCCCUGAAAAGAGAAUUAGCCCAGAAUAAGGAGUUAGCCCUAGAAAGAUCCAACAGCAGAACCCCACCUGUUGCACCACAAUUGAGUUCAUAGUCUUGAAUUAUUUGAGUUUGAUUCACCCACCUUUUUUUACACACAAUCUUGAUUAAACCUUUAUAUGUCAUUUGUGGGAAAGUCCUACGUGACUUUAGUCAGGAGAGCUUCCAAUUUCUUUUCUUCCAAGACCUUGGUUUUGCGAUGUUAUUUUGUAUGUUUAUAUAUACAUAUAUGCGUUUUCUCUUGAGGGAGACCUGUUAGUAUGACAAAAUUGUCAAAGUUGUACAUUUUUUUUAAGGAAAGGAAUGAUAUCAGAUGAUUUUGUUUGUUAUUUCUUGCUUCCAUCAGGGUUAUUUUUUGUGCAUGCUGUAGAUUCAUCCAUCUCGUGUUAUUGUUUUCUUCAUUUUUGGUGCUUAUUUUCCCAGCUAGUUAUCAACUUGAACUCUCCCUGCAUCCCAUCCCCCAAAGGCAAUUUAUUUACGACAGGGUAAAUUUUGAAAUGGUAUGCUACACCAUUUUUUUUAAGAUGUAUUUUUGGCAUUGUUAUAUAGGAACGUCAUUUAGAUAUUACAAAGGAUUCCAAUUAUGUUUUGCAAAGAGCUUAGAGUCUGGCUUUGGAGUAUAUCAGCCAGUAUUUGAUCUCUUAUUGGAAGUUGUAACUUGUAAUCUCUUUUUGAGUAUCAUGAAUAUGGAAGUAUUUAUGAAUGAUUACUUAAUUUUAUGUAUAUGGCAUGAUGCAGAAAAUGCUUCGGUAUGAUGAAACGGAAAGCUAACGAGACACCUGCGAUACCUCAGAAAUGACUUGAAACAAAAUCAGCUUAACAUGAAAUAGGUUUUUUUGUACUUACUCCGGAUUGAGGGCGUGAUAUUUACGAUUGACAGCAGUGUAGUCACUCUCGCUGCGAGUCAUGAUUGUGAUGAUUAACAAAUUGAGAAUGCAAAUGAUAUGUAAUCUGUGGAUGAGGAUAUAUGUAUGUGUGGACUAAUUCAGUGUCUGAAUGUGAAUCAGUAUUUAUAUAACAAAUUUAUAUAAUAUAUAUAUCAAAUUAUGAAGGGUAAUCAUGUUCAUGUGUAAUUAAAAUCCUAUGCUGUAACCCCUUCAGCUGCCUGUUUGGGAAGAAAGAAAAAUGGUUUUAAUCCUACAGUCAUGCCUAGAUUAUUACAACCUUGGAAUGAAAUUGAAAUGGACAAUUGCUUAAAGUACUGUAUAUCAUGGACAUGAAACCAGAUUUGCUGAAGAUAUAAGGCAAUAUGAACUAGCUUAAUGUCUUGGUGUAUAAAGGUGUUUUCAAAAUCAUGUGUUGAGGAUUUAUUUGGGUAUUUUUAUUUACAUAUCUCCUAUCAUGAGCUUCAGUUAAUCAUCCUUAAAAUUUGUUUUGAUUAAAACCAAAGACUUUGUUCAGUUGAACAAUGUACAGAAUUUAACAGUAGCUUUGCGUAUGACUUUAGAGAAAGUGUAAUAUAUGAAGAAAAAAGGACAUAAGAAAAAAAAAGUUUGUUGUAAAUAGGAAAUCCGAAGAACUGUCGUCUAAUUAGAAAUACAAAAUGUAUCUGCCACCUGCUCCGAUGAAGCAAGUAGUGUGCUAAGAUUGUUGAUUAUGAUAAAAUGAUCUAUGAGUGUUGUUUAAAAGUUAGAAUACAUGUGAUGUUGUGAACCUUUGUUCUUAUGAUGGAAAAAAAUUGAAUAUGAAAACUACAUCUGUUUGUACAGCAUUCAAAACCGUAUUUAUUCACCUCGUAGUCUAAACUGUUAGUGCAUAUUUAAGGAAUAAGGAAAGAAACCGCAUUCUCCCCCUUUUUGGAUAAAUUUCAAAUUUGAAAUGGAGUCGAAAAUUGUGGUUCUUUCUUCUGCUAGAUUUGUGAACUAAGGAGCCAUGAACUGCUUAAAACUUGUGUGUGCUAUUGUUACUUGUUUUGUCAAAUAUAAUGUGAGUUUGUUGAUAAAAGUACACCAUUUUUCUUUUGGUUUCGUAA